AUGGAAUCAGAAAAUUUGCAACCUGGGUCGUCGGACACGCGCCGCACGUCGGCCGCUGAUAACCAAGAGCCUUCUCAAACUUCAAUGGCCCAAAAGCCAGUUGUGAAGAAGCGAACAAAAACAGGCUGUUUAACAUGCCGACGGAGACGUAUCAAGUGCGACGAGACCAAGCCCCGAUGCAACAACUGUAUCAAAUCAAAAAGACAAUGCGAUGGCUACAAUCAACGCGUCGUCUUCAAAGACCCCAUGGGCACCUUUCAAACCAACCACAUGGGAAACCUCAUCUUUCCGAACGCACCGCCCCACAGCAUGCUUGUUAAUCCACACAUGGCCGGCUCCGCAAGACACAUGGCACCCCAGGCCCAGACACCACUUCCGUUCAUCGCCCCAAGGCCGCCGAUGGCGUCCGACAUUCCUCCGGGUGGAAUGCCGCAUCACCUCCAGCAUCACAUGCAUCAGCAGCCAAUACAAAUGCAGGGGCUUCCGCUCCAUGCGGAACAGCUUUACCACCAAGGGCAGCCGAUACCAUUACAGCCUCACCAGGUGCCGUACAUGCCACUGAGCCCCCAAAAUCCGCAUGUGGAUCCAACAACCUUCCAACAUCAAACAUGGCAGCAAUCACGCCAGGAGACAGUGGACCUCAACAGCUUCAACCAGCCACCUUUGAUAUCGCCUGUGGGCUAUGAGUCAAUUCCAACCACUGCCGAAGCGUCUGCGGCACACGUUCCGAUCAACCCGGCACAAUGGCCCAGUGGAGACCAAGUUCCCGACGUCACUAGAAUUCCCGUGCCCCAUGAAGCCGUUCGGACGUUUAUCAACGAGGAAGGAAAGCCAGCCAGGUUUAUUUAUGAUGAAGAAACCGCGUACUGGCACCCCGACGAUGACGCAUCCAUGGCGGCAUCCGAAGACGAGGAAGGAGAGUCCGAGGACGAGGCGCAACACCUGGAAUCCAAUGACCUCGGUGCUAUUGUUGCAAGGCGUUUGCACAAUCGUCCACCUGAUGCCUUUGGCACCCAAAUGCGAACAUUUUCAAAUUUUGCAGACGCCAACGUGCUGGCAACUUACAUUCCAUCUUCAAUUAACUCGCCUCUCAAUGACGCACAAACCGCUUCGGUUUUCUGGUACUUUGUCAACGUCACUGGUCCUAGCAUGUCACUUUUCGAACGCCGUCCAGUCGACCCAACGCCCAUCUUUCAAGGCCAACCUGUGCCCCGGUCUCGACAACACAUCUGGACCUACACGUUCCCGAUCAUUGCUCUCAACCACCCUGCACUACUUCAGGCGAUGCUUGCUCUUGGCAGUCUUCAGAUGGCAAGACUCCAAGGCGCGCCGCAUACGGCCUCGAUGAAGCACUAUCAUUUGAGCUUGCGGAGAAUCGCGCGGAACUGCGGGAGCCCAUCUCGCCGCGUACAGCCCGCGACUUUGGCCGCCACAAUGCUUCUUGGGUUCUAUGAAGUAUGGAACUCGGACCAUGACAAGUGGUGCAAGCAUCUGUGGGGUGCCCGUGCUAUUUUGCGGGAGAUCCCGAUCAGAGACAUGACAAAAAGGAUCAUUGCUCUGAAGCGACAACAGCGCCAAUACCUAAACAACUCUAGUCCAGAAGCUGGCAAAGACGAUUAUGCAAACAAGAUCGUUGCAGAGCGAGACAUCGAUCAAGUUGAUACCGCUCUUGUUGCGCAACUCUCGGGGCGGCCGGUAGCCUACGACGACUCUACGCCACCAGCCCCUGUGUCUUCGGCAGCACCACUUUCGUGGACCGCUCCCCAGCACUACACCGAGAAGGAUAUCGAAACGUACGAGCUAAUUGCAGAUGUCUUCUGGUGGUACUGCAAGAUGGAUGUGUACCAGAGCAUUCUCGGCGGCACACCUCUCUUGAUGGAAUACGGCUGUUGGACACAAUGCACUCCUCGUGCCCCAAUCAGCAAGAUUGAUGCGAUAUAUGGAACGUACGAUCAUCUUAUUCUCCUUCUCGGCCGGCUAUGCAGCUUUGCUUCAAAAGACCAGUCCCGGAAACGAAAGAUGAUGCGGUCCGAUGGCCUUGGUGGUGGUCAGGGCCAGUCGCCUCCCGGGUUUGUCGGCAUGAUGCCCUCCACAGGACACAUCACAAUCCCCAAAGGCUUCAGUCCUCCACGCGAGGUGUCACCGCAAAGCGACAAACAUGACGACGUCGACAUCGAAGCGCGUACAGCUGCUGCCAUGCGUGAAUGGGAGGCCAUCCGCCAAACAUUCGAAGUCUUCCGGGCCCAACUCGGUCCAGGUUUUGAACCGCUCGGCCCCGAAUUCGACACCCCCGUCAGCAGUCCGUUCGGUCCGGCUCUUAAAUACCGAACCUACAGCAUCGCCGGCAUUUGGAUGAACUAUUACAUGGGACUAAUAGUUUUACAUCGCUGCUAUCCCACGAUGCCUCCUAUUGCUAUGGUCGCCGCAGGCAUGGCCGCACAGCAAACCGCCCCUUUCGCUAUCCAGAUCGGCCGCAUUGUGGCCGGUAUUGGUGGCGAGGACAUGGGUACCAUGUCCAGCGUCAGCACACUUCUCGGAUGCGUUUCUAUCGAAAGCUCAUUCCCGCUGUUUGUUGCCGCUGUUCAGUACCAAGAUACCGCCCAAAGGCAUUGGACGGUUAGGAGGAUGCACAAUGUUGCACGGUUGACGGGAUGGCAGUCCGCUCGGCAGAUUGCAAACGGCUGCGAGUCCGGCUGGGUCAAGGCCGCGAACUUGGGCCGUGGGCCGCCCUACGAGUCUCCGCCAGAUCUAGAAGCAGCUCCACUGUCGAUCUGGAACCAGCCGAGACGGAUCAUCGACCGUGUGCGAGAACUCGAGGACGUGGAGGAGCGUUUGGUAUUGUCUACCUCUGAACGUCCGCACUACGCUGUCGGUCUGCUCAGUGUGGAGACAGAUCUCGAAAGGUUGGAUCUUAGCGAUCACGAGUAG
Sporothrix schenckii 1099-18 is the source of this 2928-nucleotide messenger RNA. Its product is annotated as C6 finger domain protein. The transcript has 5 exons. Gene Ontology annotation, molecular function: zinc ion binding; DNA-binding transcription factor activity, RNA polymerase II-specific; transcription cis-regulatory region binding. Gene Ontology annotation, cellular component: nucleus. NCBI's taxonomy places the organism in Eukaryota, Fungi, Ascomycota, Sordariomycetes, Ophiostomatales, Ophiostomataceae. Gene Ontology annotation, biological process: positive regulation of transcription by RNA polymerase II. The coding region runs from base 1 to 2928 and encodes 975 amino acids. The record is from RefSeq and is a predicted model, not a curated record.